Molecule: messenger RNA, 1983 nt
Organism: Empidonax traillii (willow flycatcher)
Lineage: Eukaryota; Metazoa; Chordata; Aves; Passeriformes; Tyrannidae
Gene: FBXO15
Product: F-box protein 15
Exons: 10
Coding region: 283-1593 (436 amino acids)
Molecular function (GO): protein binding
Source: RefSeq, a predicted model, not a curated record
UGCCGGCUCAGGGCUGCCUACUUGGCCACCGUCACCUUACCCGGCCAGAGUGGUUUGUUGUUUUUAUCUCGGCACUCAUUGCUCCUCUGUGAAACCCCUUCCACCUGUCCCACGGCUCUGGUUUACAGCUCUGAAAUUGUCACGGCCGGGGCUGUGGUCGUAAAUAGGUUAAGGACCUUUGCUGCCAGGCCUGGGGAGUGCUCUGAAACUGUAAAUGCUGGAAUUAAAAAUCUAUAUUUGACUCCUGCUGUAAAACGGAAACCAAGGGUGUGCAUUGAGAGCAUGCCAUCAGAAAUGCUGCUGAAGAUAUUUUCGUAUUUGGAUGCUGUGUCCCUGUUGUCUAUCGGUUGCGUGAAUAAACUCUUCUAUGAUCUGGCUAAUGACAAUGGAAUUUGGCUGAAAAUCUAUUCCAGUUGUUUGCAGCCAAAAAGGACAAUUUGGAAAAUGAAGUCUGAACAAACAGAAGCUGUUCCCUUGGGCUGUGCUGCUCUGCAUGAUAAAAAGCCUGGGUACUGGAAGAAAGAAUACAUCUUGAAACAAACAGCUGCUGUCAAAACUAGAGUAAUGCGACUUGCUAAACCUCUAGAUCCUUAUACGGGUCUUCCAUUUAAAAACAAAGAAGCUAUGAAAGUCUCGGGCUUGAGUUGGAUAAUUGUUCUAAAAGAAAAAAAUGGAAAAGAACAUGUAGUGGAGAAGGCAAGCCUGUCAUUUAAGGACACAUCUGUUACCAUACUUUGGUAUAGUACAAACUGGCCAUGCUUAGAUGUUGUGUCAACCCUAAAACUAUUUGGAGUUACGCCGCUGCUUCUUGACCAAAGCAGACCUCCCAGCAAGAAUGGACCUCGAAGACGUUCCUUAAUUGCUGAAUACCAUCUUGCUAACCUGACUGAAAGCAGUGUAGCAGUUGGUGGUGAUAGCCUUGUUCAGCUCUUCAGUCUGAAUCCAGGACUCUUAGUAGGAAUUUGGAAGGAGAAAAAUGAAAUUGCUUUCGUUAUGGUGAGUCUUCAUUAUCAUCAACUUCUUGAGAGAAGCAUUCUGGGUUCUGCUACUGUUCGAUAUGCCCCUCCACUUAAUAAACCUGCGUUCGAUGAUAUUGACCCAGAAUAUGGACUGCAUGACUACAGUCUGCAUCUGGAAAUGCAUGGCAGAAGCUGCACCUACCUGCGUGGAACAUUCAGGAACCUCUUCUGCAGAAAAGGUGACAUUGCAAAUGGAUACUUGAGGCUCACAGUUGUAAGCUUAAAGGAUAAUAGGAAGCACUUGCCUCUUAUUGGGACACUUGGCUUAUCCUGGGAAACAGAUGUGUUUAAAGGCAAUGUAAAGGACUGCUACAUGAUGAAUCUUACUCUCUUGGAUGAAAUUGGAGAGCCCUUCUGGUGUUUCAGUGCCCCAGUCCACAUGGAACUGUCCUCCAGGACAUCUGGCCUUUAUGAUUACAUGGGUCAUAUCUAUACCACAAACUAUGCAGAUUCGGAGGGUAAAGUUUGCAUUAAGUUGAUAUGGCUGGAAGAAACCAAGGAGUAUAUUAUAGUCAAUUUAGUGCUUUAUGUAAGCACCAAAAAAGUAAAUAACUGGUAUGGAACAAAUUACUGACUUGACUGGCCCACUAAUUUCCUUGCUUUAAAAACCAAAAUAAACCAAAAAACACACUAAACCUUUGAUACCAAUGAGCAAGACUGUUCCUGCAAGGUUUUCAGUAAAAAGUGCAAUUGCAUAAUUUGUUUAAUUGGUAUUGGAGAUAUCGAAGAGAUAUAUUAAUACAAAUGAUAGUUUUUCUUCUCUGUUGAACAUCACAUGGCUAAUCUGUUUCUGAUACUAGGUAUGUUGAAAUUACUUUUAUGAAUAUUUAUAGACACUUGUUGCUAUGGUUAGAGAAUUUCUUUUGAGAGCCAUCCUUUGAAGAUGCCUUAUGUGAUGUAAGCUGCAGUUUUUGAGAACAUUGACUUUUAUGCACAGUAAUAAAACAGCAUGUGUGCUGUUGCC